Aspergillus steynii IBT 23096 is the source of this 573-nucleotide messenger RNA. RefSeq lists its product as uncharacterized. The transcript has a single exon. Lineage: Eukaryota; Fungi; Ascomycota; Eurotiomycetes; Eurotiales; Aspergillaceae. The record is from RefSeq and is a predicted model, not a curated record. The coding region runs from base 1 to 573 and encodes 190 amino acids.
AUGCACCUCGUUGUGCACCUACUCUCGGCUCUCGCCCUGGCGAGCAGCAUAAUCACUACUCUCGCCGCAACCACCGACCGGCCUGCUGUCAAAGACUCCACGAUCCUCCACUCUAGCGUGGGCUGCCGAGCCUGCCCUGAAGAAAACUGCUCCAAAUGUACCCUCGGCUUCGAAGAGACCCUCGAAGCAAACCUUACGACGGACACCUUCAUCCGAACUCUGGUGGGCUUCCAACACCCCGUGCCGAUCUCCGCGAUCACAAAAUGCACCGUGCAGUUCCCGGCAUUCACUCGACCAUCCCGGAACCCGCCCAACCUCACCGUGGCUGCGGCCAUGUCGUCGGACUGGGACGAAGAGACCGUCACGGGGGAAACGGCACCGGCGUCCGGGCCUGUCUUUGGAGUAUACAAUGUGCCGCAGUAUGGGAAUCCCCCGGCGCUGGAUGUCACUCCUGCGUGUCUGAACGCAGACAGACAAGGCAGAUUCUCCGUUUACAUUGUGACUGAGGUGGGGCGAUUUGAGAUUUGGUCGAAGGAUUCGGGGAACGCGGCGAUCUUGCAUGUCAGUCAUUGA